Molecule: messenger RNA, 935 nt
Organism: Armigeres subalbatus
Lineage: Eukaryota; Metazoa; Arthropoda; Insecta; Diptera; Culicidae
Exons: 3
Coding region: 156-935 (259 amino acids)
Source: RefSeq, a predicted model, not a curated record
AAAUACGCCAAUACAUGACAAUACCAAUCAAUUUGAUUAUUUUGACAGCUGCAAAAAUGUUGUUUUGAAGAAGAAAAUCUGGCACGCAAAUAACUAGUUGUGCUAUCUCGAUUCCAAUAUUACCGACUCGAUCUUCGGUAUCUGCAAAAAGGAGGAUGGACGCAACCGAACUGGACAUCGAUAAUUCCUUUUGGAAUACUGUGGAGGAGAUUCUUGGGGAGCCAAUCCCUUUAUAUUUGAAGAAAAUUGUGACAGCUGGUGGAUUCGCUCGCUUCAACGCGUUGAAGACAAUUUCAGAUGAGUUCAAAGUAGAGCUGGAAUCCUUUGCUCGUGAACAGCUAACGAUGUUAGAAAAAUCAUCCGAAAAUUUUCACAUUUUUCAUCGCAAUCCACGCGAUUUCCGGAUUGUCCCAGGACAUUGGAACCUUUUGCGUGAGCUGCCAAAAAAAAUGCCGGAGAAUAAAAAGAUGUUCUUAAAGCACAAAAUGACCGAAGCCUCUCGGAAGGUGGCUGCUCAACGUAUUCAACCGUCGAAGAUGAUGAGAAAUGCAGCUGGAAGCAGCUCGACGAGCACUGUCGGAGACGAAUCAAGCAUGGUGAUUCGUAAGAAAAUUGAAACCUGGUUGGAAAAAAAAGGAAUGGCGGUGCCGGAGGAAGUAACAGUUGUGAUUUCGGGACCACGACGAGCGAACGUCAACUGCUUCCUUUGUAAGAAAUCUGUUGCUUUGAGCACAAGGGAUAACAAAAAUGGAUCGUGGGAAGACGCGGGUGGUCAAACAUCAAAUUGUUCAGACGUUAAACCUUCGAUGUCGUCCUCGAUCGAAUCCACUGAACGCCGUUUGAGUAUCCCCGCAGAAAUGUUGCCGGAAUCGAGUUCCGAGCAUGGUCAACACGAGCAUAAAGAUACGCUUAAACCAAUACUUGAAGAUGCCUAA